Messenger RNA from Symbiodinium sp. CCMP2456, 867 nucleotides. The record is from the annotation of a GenBank genome assembly. NCBI's taxonomy places the organism in Eukaryota, Dinophyceae, Suessiales, Symbiodiniaceae.
AUGGCUAUGCUGUUGUGGUCGGUAGCUCUCUUGGAGGCUUUCUUGUGGGGGAUAUUUCAGUUCUAUGUGUAUGUCGAAACAGACAACGUCACUCUGGGAUUUCAGGGUGCUGUCGGAGUGAUUGCUACGGUUCUGGCAUUCCUCCUUCCAGCUUUUCUCCUUGCCGUACCAGCGCAAUUCUACUUUGGCAUAUUACACAUGAGAGAAGUGCUGAAGCUCAAGUCACAGAUGGCGUCUUUCAGCAUAAGGGAAGCUGAUUGCUCCUGCUGCGCUAUGAACCACGUGCACCCGGUGACAGGUGAGGCCAUACUUUGUGAUCGAACACUGGUAUUCCAAACGCUUCGAAGAUGGUACACCCGAACAGGCGAUCCAGACACACACUUGGAUCGUUUCGAUGCCCUGGUGCGGGAACAGCUGAGCGCAUCUGUUCUUCGGACCUUGGGUUCGGGGGCUCCACCUCUGCGCUAUGUGCUCGCAAUGUUGUGUGCAGCGCCAUUGGCCCAGCUGCCUCAGUAUGUCUCUCUGGGACUCAGAGAGUCCAGAGGUAGGGGGAUGGGGAAAUGGCUGCUGGACUGGUGUAAAUUUCCGGCACUGGCACUGGUAAUGUUUGGGGUAGCCUUCUGUGCUUGGAGGAAGGGCGCUGUUUGGUCUCGGGCUCCGCUGUGUGCUACCGUACCCGCCCUCCAGUGCCUAGUUGUCUGCUCUGUAGCUGCUUGCUGGAUACCCUAUGAGGCAGUAAAACUGUCAACUGGGGACGAUCAUUUUUUUGAGGCCAUUCCCUUGGCUUGUAUGUGGAUUGUCUUGGUUUUAAUGUACACUCGGCUUUACCCUUCGUACAUAUUUGGGAAGAGUGGCAGCUCCUCCUGA